This is a messenger RNA of Lithohypha guttulata, 1491 nucleotides long. RefSeq names its product 2-dehydropantoate 2-reductase (Ketopantoate reductase) (KPA reductase) (KPR) (gene PAN5). NCBI's taxonomy places the organism in Eukaryota, Fungi, Ascomycota, Eurotiomycetes, Chaetothyriales, Trichomeriaceae. Bases 1 to 1491 code for a protein of 496 amino acids. Gene Ontology annotation, molecular function: 2-dehydropantoate 2-reductase activity; NADP binding. The record is from RefSeq and is a predicted model, not a curated record. The transcript has a single exon. Gene Ontology annotation, biological process: pantothenate biosynthetic process. Gene Ontology annotation, cellular component: cytoplasm; mitochondrion.
AUGGCAGCGUCGCAGGCAUGGUGGGAACCACCUCCAACCCCUCCACCCGCCGACGGCUCGACACCAAACCUUGAAUUCGAAAAGCUGAAUGUCGAGAGCGUACCUGACCCAGCUACAGAAGAGCUUUUGACGAGAAGAGUACACAUCCUUGGUACUGGAAGCAUUGGCACUCUUGUUGCUCAUUCUUUGGCCAUCCUACCCAAUCCUCCUCCAAUCACUUUGCUUCUCCAUCGCUCGGAGCUCUACGAAGACUUCAAGACUGGCAAGCGUAUCGUGCGGCUAGUAAACAAAAACACCGAGGUCAACGAUGAGCAAACCGGGUUUGACGUCGAUGUGUGCGAACCAGCAGAGCAGGGUCAUUUCUGGCGUCACAUCUCGGAUACAAUGAAGGAAGACCCAGAUCAUCCGCCCAGCGCUAAGAAUCCUCUUAGUCCAGUUCAUCCUCCAGUCAAAGCAGAAAAGAUGGAAACCGGUGAGGUCUUUAUCUACACUCUCAUCGUCACCGUGAAAGGGCCUGCCACUGUCACCGCCCUCGAUGCUAUCAAACACCGAGUUGACUCAAGAACCACUAUACUGCUCAUGCAGAACGGUAUGGGUCAGAUAGACGACCUGAACGCAAAGGUCUUCACUGACCCUCAGACGAGACCAACAUAUAUGCUAGGCAUCAUCUCUCAUGGAUGCUAUAUGCAGGGCCCUUUUGCUGUUAUUCAUGCAGGCUUCGGAUCGGUUGCUCUUGGGAUAUAUCGAGACACUGACAAGUACCCACUGCCUCCUAAAGACGACCAGCGACCUAUUGCCGAUCUCCCUGAAGCCGAUCGCAAAGCAUUGUAUCCAACCGACGCUGAUCUCUACUCGAAUCUAUCCUCGCGUUAUCUUCUGAGAACGCUAACACGAUCACCUGUUUUGGCUUGCGCCGCCUACCCUUACCUUGAUCUCUUCCAGCUUCAGCUCGAAAAGCUAGUAGCCAAUAGCAUACUCAAUCCUCUGACAGCUUUGCUAGAUGUCGAGAACGGCGCCAUGCUUAACAACCCCGCUCUAAGACGAGUUCGCCGGCUUCUGCUCGCCGAGAUAUCUAUCGUCAUUCGCAGCCUCCCAGAGCUUGAGGGAAUACCCAACGCACAAUUACGUUUCUCUCCAAACCGCCUCGAGAAUUUCUACAAGGCAAUCUGCCGGAAGACUGCCAAGAACUCCAGCAGUAUGCGGGAGGAUCUACGUCAUGCGAAAUACACCGAGAUCGACUAUAUCAACGGCUACAUCGUCAAGCGUGGCGAAGAGUUGGGCAUCAAGUGCGUGUUAAACUACAUGGUUAUGCAAUUGGUCAAAGGCAAGUCGGAGUAUCUGUUCCAAACUGGAUUAGGACCUAUACCGAAAGAUAUCAGCGAACAAGCCACAACAGAGGACGGUGAGACUGUUGUGCUGGAGGAUCUGGGAGGAAGACAAAUUGGAGCAGAUGAUGAAACUCAGACUGAUACUGCUGAGCCCAAGCGCUAG